AUGCCAUUCAGAGAGAAUGUGGAAGAGGCGAGGGUUGAGAUCAACCGCUGGUUCGAGGACAAGACAGGCGGCUUCAUCAAAGACCCCAUGCCAGAAGGCCACCUCGACGCCACCUUGACGGCCCUUGUCAUCGGCAAUGCGCUCUACAUGAGGGGCACAUGGCUAGACCCGUUCGACCCUGAGUACACCCAGGACGGGGACUUCUUCUUGGCCGACACCGACGGGAGCCGUGUGCGCGUGCCGUUCAUGACGAGCAAAAACGACCAGUGCAUCAGCUGCCACCCCGGCUUCAAAGUCCUGCAGCUACACUACGAGAGCAAAGGCGGCAGCAACCACCGGUUCAGCAUGCACAUCUACCUCCCGGACGAGCGCGACGGCCUGGAGGCCCUGCUGCUCGAGAUCAGCUCCUCCGGCACCGCGGAGUUCGUGGCCCGCUGCGUCCCGGCGGCACGACGCGUCGAGGUGGGGAACCUGAGGAUCCCAAAGUUCAAGGUGUCAUCAAAGAUAGACGCGCGGGAUGUGCUGCAAGGUCUUGGCCCGGAGCUGCCGUUCCGCUUCACACACGAUCGGUCGGAGAUGAUCGAGUUGGCAGAGCCAGAGCCGCCUCUAAGGGUGCAGAAUGUGCUCCACGAGUGUGUCGUGGAGGUGAACGAGGAUGGAACCAUGGCCGCUGCGGCCACUGAAGCUGAUGAUGAUGUUGGGUUUUCUCCGUACGGAGAGGAACCGGCUCGCGUGGACUUCGUGGCGGAUCACCCCUUCCUGUUCCUCAUCAGGGAGGACAAGAGUGGCAUUCUGCUUUUUGCAGGGCAAGUGCUCAAUCCCCUGCUCUAG
Molecule: messenger RNA, 831 nt
Organism: Triticum turgidum subsp. durum (durum wheat)
Lineage: Eukaryota; Viridiplantae; Streptophyta; Magnoliopsida; Poales; Poaceae
Source: the annotation of a GenBank genome assembly